This is a messenger RNA of Ilex paraguariensis (yerba mate), 1710 nucleotides long. The record is from the annotation of a GenBank genome assembly. NCBI's taxonomy places the organism in Eukaryota, Viridiplantae, Streptophyta, Magnoliopsida, Aquifoliales, Aquifoliaceae.
AUGGCGAGUAUUUACGUCAGCAACGGCGAAGCGAGCUCGGAGUCGCUGAAUUUGAAAACGCCGGCUUCGUUCAGGGGUCGGAAGAAGUCGGCAAACAUUUCAAGAGCUGGUUCAGAAGUCGAUGACAUCAUCCACCUCUUGCACGGCUCCGAUCCAGUUAAGGUCGAGCUCAAUCGUCUUGAAAACGAAGUCCGUGAUAAGGAUAGGGAAUUGGGAGAUGCACAUGCUGAAAUCAAGUCAUUGAAGUACUCUGAACGCCUGAAGGAGAAGGCGGUUGAAGAGCUAACUGAUGAGCUAAAGAAAGUCGAUGAAAAGCUAAAAGCCACUGAAGCCCUUCUAGAAGGCAAGAACCUAGAGCUUAAGAAGAUAAAUGAAGAGAGAAAAGCAGCUCUGGCGGCACAAUUUGCUGCAGAAGCUACGCUUCGACGAGUCCAUGCUGCCCAGAAAGAUGAUGAGAUGCCUCCCAUUGAGGCCAUCAUCACUCCACUGGAAGCAGAGCUAAAACUGGCUAGGUUGGAGGUAGCAAAAUUGCAGGAUGACAAUAGAGCACUGGAUCGGCUUACUAGAUCCAAAGAGGCUGCUCUACUUGAGGCUGAACGAACCGUUCAAAUGGCUUUAUCAAAAGCAGCCUUGGUUGAUGAGCUGCAAAAUAGAAACCAAGAUCUAUUGAAACAGAUUGAAAUAUGCCAGGAGGAGAACAAAAUCUUGGACAAGAUGCAUCGGCAGAAGGUUGAUGAGGUUGAAAAGUUAACCCAAACUGUUCGUGAGCUUGAGGAGGCUGUUUUGGCUGGUGGGGCUGCUGCAAAUGCUGUGCGUGAUUACCAGAGAAAAUUGCAAGAAAUGAAUGAGGAGAGAAGAAUUCUAGACCGGGAACUAGCUCGUGCAAAGGUUUCGGCAAACCGGGUUGCUACUGUUGUUGCAAAUGAGUGGAAAGAUGCCAAUGACAAAGUUAUGCCUGUGAAGCAAUGGCUUGAAGAAAGAAAAUUUUUUCAGGGGGAAAUGCAACAGCUUAAAGAUAAAUUGGCAAUAGCAGAGCGCACUGCAAAGGCAGAUGCGCAGUUAAAAGAAAAAUACCUACUACGGUUUAAAGUUUUGGAAGAAAGGCUUAAAACAGCUCCUAAUGGUAUUUCCAGCACCACUUCAGAAAGAAGUAUAAGAAAUGGGUCUUCACGACGAGAAUCUCUUGGCGGGGCAGAAACUUUGUCCCGACCAUCCUCAAAUGGGUUUUUAUCAAGGAGAACGAAUUCGCAAUCUGGGUUACUUCGAUCCAAUAGUGCGAACGCAUUAACAAAACAUUCCGAAAACUCAUCAAAAUCAUUCAACGGUGGUAGCAGAUCACUGGAUGAAUCUAAGCUUAAUUCAGAUACAGCUGUGAAAGAUAAUGGACCUAUGAAUGCUGAGGAACAGAUGCAAAGUAAUGAAAUGAUCUCCAUACAUGCAAAAGGCGAUAGGGGCGUCAUUGCAAACACCAGAGUAGAACAUCAAGAUUAUGUUUCUGGAAUGUUGUACGAUAUGUUGCAGAAAGAGGUUAUAGCUUUGCGGAAAGCUUGUCAUGAGAAAGAUCAGAGCCUCAAGGGCAAGAAUGAUGCUAUUGAGGUUGGACACUCUGUUCUCUGCCCAAUGUUGUUCUCUCUCUCUCUCUCUCUCUCUCUCACACACACACACACUGUGUCUGUCUCUCUCACACACAAUAGUGUUGUUUUGUUGUGA